UCUGCCAACUAUCAGCACUCCCUGUCUGAAGGCAGAGUGGACCAAGGCCCAAAAACUGGAGGUGAUAAAGAGAAGGAGCCAAAACCACAGCCAAGAAACACACAUGCUCUGAAAAGGCAGACCCAAGGAGGGGCCAGGUAGAACAGUUCCUGGAAAAUGUAAACAAGUUUAUGGAUAUGCAUGAGGGUCUAUGAAUAUGCAACAGGCUGGUGUAAGGGAAAAGGUAUUUCAGGGGGAUCCCCAAAGGUAACAGGGUGCUCCUGGCUGAGUGCCAAGAUGCACCUGGCCAUAAUAACCUUUGCUCCAUGGUCCUGGUGUCCCAUUGUCCUUUAUUAAACUUUUUACAUUUUCACAGGAGGGUGAACGUGUUUCUCUGCACUGAGAACGUCCUCGUCGACCUGGCCAUGGGCGAGGCAAAGCUCAUCGACUUCAGGUGCAGCACGAUCCUGCAGGACACGUUCUACACCCAGAUGUCAGGAACGCCGGAGUACAGCCCACCGGAAUGUAUCCUCUUUGGCUGCUACCAUGGCCAGCCAGCCACCAUCUGGUCUCUGGGCAUCCUGCUCUAUGAGCUGGUCUGUGGGCACCUUCCUUUCCACACCAAGGAGGACAUUGUCCGGGGCCAGCUCUGCUUCCCCGCCUGGGUGUCUCAAGAGUGCCAGCAACUCAUCAGGUGGUGUUUAUGCAUGGACCCCACAGACAGGCCAUCCCUGUAGGAUCUUUUUGAACAUUCUUGGCUGCAGGAGCCCUGCCUGACCCAGGAGACAGCAGAGAUGCAUCCCUGUGCACAGACGGAUCCAGGAGCCCAGCAAGCACCAGCAGCACGUGUCCCGUGGCACUGGAAGAAAAGCCUGGAGUGUUUCCCUGUGUCCGUGGCACAGAGGAGAGAGCACAUCCGAGGAGAUGCUUCCGCUGGUCACCGGCAAGCUGUGGAGGGAGCAGCUCCGAGCUCCCCAUCCUAUUGGAGAAGUGGCGGCAGUGCAGUGAAGGUGCCACGGACUGGGACAGGGGAAACAUCCGCCUGCAGCUCAGUGGCAUCGUGAUGUCGCUGCAAGCUGAAGCACAGCUGGCGUGUUCUUCUGGAGCACGACGUGGAGCUGGGAACACCAUCCUGGAGCUGGCCGCUGGCGGGGCAGAGCCGAUGGGCUUUGGCUGCGGCCCCUGCCUGGAGGACACGCUCUGUGCCCCGAUGAAAUCAAGAUGAGUCCCCAGCCAGCGCAGGGGUGGGGGGAUGCUGGUGCUUCCAGGCAGGGCAGGGCUCGGUCUGGCCCCGUGCUGGAGGUUCCCCGCUUGGUGGCACUGGAGAAUAUUAAUUUUUCUGCCGGCCCCCGAGCUGCUUUUUGGCAGGACAGGGGACGGAUGUUGUGGAAGGGGAGCCGGCUGCUGGCCUUGCUGACAGCUUCUGCCAGCCAGCCUGGCACAGGCUGAGACAGGGGCAGCCAGCCUGACAAAAGCAUCCAUCCAUGUGGAUGGGGCACAUGUUCCGGAGCUGUGCCCCAGCUGGUCUGCUCUGCAGGCCCUUGAGGAAGGGGCGCAUUUACAGGUGGGAAAGGUGGGGAUUUUCCCCACCUGUGGGAAGGUUUAAUUCUGCCAUGGAAGAACGGGAGAAUUAAACCUUGAACCAUGGAACCUAAUCUCCUCAGGCCUGUGAAACAGUGACGGGCUUUGUGCUUUUUCUUGUUUCCAGGUCUUGUUUUGAAUUGACUUUCACGCAAUUGUUCUCUGCUUUUCUCAGGAGGAUUUCACCUGGUGCCCGGACAGGACAGGGAGGCGCCUGCAGCGUCUGUGGAGUGCAUCCAGUGCCAGCACCCCAGGGGCCACGGUCUGCGGGGACAGCCCCUUCCAGAAGGACGAGGACAUGGUGCAGGAUCGGCUCCUCUCCUGGCAGCAGCUCUCCAGAGGUGGGCACCUGGUUCCACAGCUCGGCUGGCAGAAGGGCUCCGGGCAGGCGGCAGCGGGCACACGGGCAUCCCGCUCUUGCAGCUGCUGAGGAGUUGCUGUGCCGUGAUUAAGCAGAGGAGGUGGAACGUGGCCUGCCAUGCUGCCCUUCUCUAAAAACAGAGAAUGGCUUGGGAGGUUUGGGCUCUGAGCUCAGCCAGCAGCCUGGCCCGGGCACAGGCCAUGGUGAGACAGGGGGACAGGAGCCUGCUGCCACUGACCGUGGCUCUCUGGUUUCUCUCCGCCGGCUGCCAGCGCCUCAUGCCAUGGGAACAGCACCGCUCGGCCUUCCAGGCUGGGAGGGCUGGAGGGCAGCCAGUGUUCAUUUGCUGUCAAAAAUAAAUAGGUUUUGUUUUUUUUUUUUUUGUCAUCAUCAUGAUCAGAGCAUUUCUUUCAUCCUUUUUCCAAAUUUUGGCCUCCUGUGAAAAAUGGAUGUGAUUUGUGCUAACAAACUUGUAAUUAUG
This is a messenger RNA of Serinus canaria (Common canary), 2402 nucleotides long. RefSeq names its product serine/threonine-protein kinase pim-3-like. Gene Ontology annotation, biological process: protein autophosphorylation; negative regulation of apoptotic process; regulation of mitotic cell cycle. The transcript has 3 exons. The coding region runs from base 306 to 716 and encodes 136 amino acids. The record is from RefSeq and is a predicted model, not a curated record. Gene Ontology annotation, molecular function: protein serine/threonine kinase activity; ATP binding. Gene Ontology annotation, cellular component: cytoplasm. Lineage: Eukaryota; Metazoa; Chordata; Aves; Passeriformes; Fringillidae.